AUGGUAUGGUACAACCCAUCAUCACUCCUACCAACGGCUCAUCGCCGUGGACGGAACGCUAGUACCGAUAAUGUCCCUGAACCCCUUGCCAAGCCAUCAAUCUCUCCUCCUACACGUCUUAAAAAGCAUGAAAAGGUCGCACGUCUUCGAUUCCUAUCGCCACGUCCACCGUCGCUUUGUCGCAUUCCGUUUCUAUUCGGUCUCGUGAUUGGUGGCUUUAUUCUUGGGUAUUACACUCAACUGCUGCUCUUUUUUUGUCAUGUACGAUUAGGAUUUACAGCUGAAAUUCUAUCAACGUCCGAGAAGGAACUUGUCGAGAAAGUUGCUACUUCACUCCUGGAACACACGCAACGUGUUGUGUUUGUAUGUAAAAAGACCAAUUGGGACUUUCUUGGCUUUAUUGCGAGUCCCCAUACGAUCCUCUUUGCACAUGAUGAUGUGAUGGUGCCAUCAUCACUUGAAAAAAGUCUUCGGAUCGUCCGUCAUGCCGGGGUCGACAGUUAUUUGAAUCUCCAGAAUAAAACAGUGACAAUCAUGAAUCACGUACAUACGUCCGAUCCACGGAAUCAUCUACUGAAGCAGGAUGAUGAGGCCGUUAUAUACUGGCCACACUAUUAUCAGUGCUUGCAAAAAUGCACGGACCUCACGUCGUGUUAUGCCGGAGACAUGCACGUUAAUAUUGGUGACGUUAGGAACACAAAUUCAUACGUGUUUGCUACUGGAGGCUCUUAUUUUGUAGGAAGUGCACUGUUAAAGUGCUUGUUGGAGAAACCAAUCUUUAUUGAGUUGGACGGACUUGACUAUGGUGAAGACAAGACUGUAGGGAAGAUGAUUCACUAUAACCACUGUCACGUGCAGUACGUGAGCUGCAAGUGGUUUAACAAUGAGGAGGUGUACUCGCCCAAUGCACAUAUCAAGAUGAAGAAGGGCACGUCGGCGGAAAUUCGGGAAGAUACGGUCUUAUUAGGCAAGGACGAGCAAGUUUCACAGAGAGACCGUGACAAUAUGGCGCGUCGGCUCCAGGAGAACGGAGAGCAGAUACAAGGGGAUGGUGUAAAGGAAUAUGCAGAUACGCAGUGA
Molecule: messenger RNA, 1080 nt
Organism: Peronospora farinosa
Lineage: Eukaryota; Oomycota; Peronosporomycetes; Peronosporales; Peronosporaceae
Source: the annotation of a GenBank genome assembly